Messenger RNA from Xyrichtys novacula (pearly razorfish), 3356 nucleotides. Lineage: Eukaryota; Metazoa; Chordata; Actinopteri; Labriformes; Labridae. The record is from the annotation of a GenBank genome assembly.
AGAAGCCCGCGGUGCAUUUUGGGUCAGUAGCAUGUCCGUAGGAUGCACCGAGACCAACCUACAAUGUGGGCGUGUCUAGCAUCUGAAGUAGUAUCUGAAGUAGCAUGCUACUCGCUCCGGUGGCCAAUUCGGACAUGCUAGAUACUACUUCGACUACUACUUCGACUACUACUUGGCAAUUCGGACGCAGCUCGGGUGUUUUGGACCGAGCUGCGAAGCCUCUCGAAGGUCUUUACGCAUGUGCAAAUUCUACUUCCGUGGCACGACGUAAUCCGGAAGUUGUUGUCUUUCGGAGCGCUUUUCUUCAAAACAUAUCCAUGUGGGUGUGUGGGUUACAUCUUAUAACAACUAAUUUGUGUGCACUGUUUGUUUUUCAUUAGCUUUUUAAACGUUAUGUACCGUUGAAGCUUGAUGGAGAAAGCUAUUUUCAGUCGUUUUUUUAAACUUUGCGAUUCCCUGUUAGCCUAGCUUAAAAGAGCAACAACAGCCGGCAGAAUGUUUGUCUGUCUUUAAGUUCAUUUUUCCUUUCUAACCAUGCGAUUUCCAUUGAAUUCAGGGGGGCAUCCAGUUGCUGUGACACAUAUAUAAACCCGCUUAACUUAUUUGGCUUUAAUAAGUUUUGUUAAGUCUAUCUAAACCUGUUUUGUGUUCUUUUUUAAUCAAUUUUAGAGACACUAUGCCUCUGUUGACUCAAUCACAAGCCGAUGAUGAAGAGUACGUUUUAGUGGCCAGCUUAGACAAUGCUCGAAAUCUGUCAAACAUCCUGAAAGCCAUCACUUUUAAAGACCAUGCCAUAUUCAGCGCCACUCCAAACGGCCUGAAGGUGACUGUGGAGGACUCCAAAUGUAUGCAAGCCAAUGCUUUCAUCCAGGUACGACUGCCAAGCAUUGGUUGUAAUGUUCAUGUGUUAAUAUAGAUGUCCUUGAUGUUGUUUAUGAAUCCCCGGUGGUGGUUAUUACUGACAGUAAGGAACAUAUCUUGAAUUCCAGGCUGAGAUUUUCCAAGAGUUUACCAUAAAGGAGGAUUUGGUGGGCUUCCAGGUCAACCUGACAGUUCUGCUGGACUGCCUCAAUAUCUUUGGAGGGAGCACUGUGCCAGGUACGUAUAAACUAAUCUUGAAUGGGGGGUGAGCAAAAGGAGGAGAUUAUUUUUUAUACCAGAGAAAAUCUAGAAUGUGUGUUGGAGGUGGCAGGGAAAGAAAUGAAAAAAUCAGACAUUGGUUUGAUGUAGGUAAAUUAUCUCUGGGGGGGAUAGAGCCUUCUCCGUUGCCGCCCCCAGCCUCUGGAAUUUACUCCCCAAACCCAUCCGAGACUGUACUGACCCCCACACUUUUAAAUCCCUCUUAAAAACACACCUUUUUAAAUUGGCUUUAAAAUGGUGAAUCUGUUGUUUUAUUGUGUCUUUUUGAACCUUUUACAUCAUUGAUUUAAUUUCUCAUUAUUUUCUGUAUUUUAAAUUUUUUUUUUUUUUUUUUUCAUUUCUUUUUCUUUUUCUUUGUAAGGCGUCUUUCAGCACCGGUAAAGGCGCAUUAUAUAUAAAAUGUAUUAUUAUUAUCUUUAAAUAUUGAAAAAACAAACUUUGUGCUAUUGGGCAACAAAGGCAAAAACAAAAAAAAAACAAUACAAGUGGAAGUCAAUUGUGUUUAGCUGAUUAAUAUAUUAUGAAAGAGGGGCAGACUCUAAAAGGGUUUUCUUCUUUCUGCUCCUUUUCAUUCACAUGUCUGAGAUUUUUCCUUGUUUGUUUUGUUCGUAUUUUAAUUAUUAACUGAAUGAAAUAAAGUAUGAAAAUGAAAAAUGAAAUGUUGCCAUAUUUAACUGUAUUCAGCUCUAGUCCUUUAUUUAUUUUUGCUAUGGUCCCUUUCCAAGUAUGUUCUAAUAUUUUCAUUGUCUCCCACAUGGUAUGUUGCAGGAGUAUCGACAGCGCUGCGGAUGUGCUAUAAGGGAUACGGUUACCCUCUGACCCUAUUCCUGGAGGAAGGUGGGGUUGUGACUGUGUGCAAGAUCAACACUCAAGAACCAGAGGAGCCAAUCGACUUUGAGUUCUGCAGCAGCAAUGUUACAAACAAGGUGCACUUUUCAAAUCAGAUAUCUGAUAGAUGAAAGCCUCUGUGCAUCAUUGAUUAAAACCCUUGUAUCACUGGCACUUUUCAAAGGUGAUCUUGUUGUCAGAGAGUCUGAAGGAAGCCUUCUCUGAACUGGAUAUGACCAGUGAAGUGUUGCAGAUCACCAUGUCCCCCAACCAGCCAUACUUCAGGUGUGUUUUUUAUAUUUAAGACAUAUAGUCCUCUUUAAAUACAUGUUUCUUUUGAUUCUUAAAGUUGAAGGAAGUUUUUUUGAGUGAAACUUAUCCAAUAUAGAUUUAAAUUGAUCCAUUAUUUGGCUCUUUUCUUCAGGUUGUCUACAUUUGGGAACUCUGGAAAUGCCCAUUAUGAUUAUCCUAAAGACUCUGACAUGAUGGAGCUGUUCAAAUGCACAAAGACACAAACCAACAGGUAGGCACAGAAAAUCUAACUUUCCCGUUAGGCCCUUGAGGUUAACAAAAGAAAACAUAACAGAACAAAACCAGCAAAAAUGUGGGCAUUCUCUCCCACUUCAUAAUCAUAUUUACCCUCAAAGUUAGGAUAAAUGAUUUGUCAAGCAUGUAAUGUUGGCAAGAAAGACAGUUUUCAAACUACCUAUUUUAAAGUCCCCUGUUUUUACUCACUAAAUGAACUGCAACCAUGUCUAAAUCAUGUCUACCUAUAGCCCUGUGUACUCAUUUAUGUCUGUUAAUGUUCCGGUACUAACUGUCAUUGAAGCCUAACUUCUCUUCCGCUCUGUCCGUUAUCUGUAACAGGUACAAGAUGUCUCUGCUGAAACCGUCCACUAAAGCUCUGGCUCUGUCCUGUAAAGUGUCAGUGAGGACAGACAGCAGGGGCUUCCUCUCUCUGCAAUACCUGGUCAGGAAUGAUGACGGACAAAUCUGUUUUGUGGAGUACUAUUGUUGUCCUGACGAGGAGGUCGAGGAGGAGUGAACACAGACCAUUCAGUGUACCUUGAAGGAUAGACGAGGACCUCACAGGCAUAAUGAACAAACUGGAAAGGCUGUUUUGACUAUUGUUUUGCCAAAAACAUUGGUGUGGAGCACUGCCUCUGGAUUUGUGCAAGACAGUGAGCACUUAUGUGUGGACUACUUUCAUAGCAAUUUUCAUGUAAAAUGUGCAGUUACUGUUGAAUAUAUUUACCUAAACUCCCAAUAUUAUGGGUUUACAAAUCUGUCUGCGUCCAAUACUCAAUGUCAUCUUUCUGUGGCAUGUCCUUUCUAUAUACUCAUGUAGUUAGCUGUUUGAUAGCCCAUAAAAACAAUGACACACCUGA